AUGGCUAGUCUACUGCAGAUGGGUUUACCUCUUAUUUACAGGAAUACCCUUGUGAAGAGCAUCCAACGUCCUCGGUCUUUCACUUGCACCAUAGUAGCCAAAACAACAAGGGCCGAUGAGUCUCCAGUUGUGCUUCGUCGUUCCGCAAACUAUCAGCCUUCUCUUUGGGACCAUCACCACCUCCUCUCGGUCGAGAAUAAAUAUUCGAAAGAUGAAAAUGUGCAUGAGAGAGAUUUGUUGAAAGAAAAUGUGAGGAAGAUGCUCAAUGACGAGAGGACCACUCAUCUCGAGCAAUUGGAGCUCAUUGACGAUCUGCAAAAACUAGGCGUUUCUUACCAUUUUGAACGGGAAAUCGACAAUAUUUUGACAUUUACUUAUCACAAAGAUAGAAGAAACUUCAUGGAGUAUGACAUGGAAUACGAUCUACAUGCUACUGCACUCGAAUUCCGACUGCUCAGACAACAUGGUUUCAAUGUUCCAGAAGAUGUAUUUGAUGUUUUCAUGGAAAACUGUGGAAAGUUUGACAGCCAUGAUAUAAAUGGCCUCUUAUCUCUGUACGAGGCGUCAUAUCUUUCAACAAAAUCGGACACUAAACUGCAAAAAAACAUUAGAGUUUUUGCAACACAACAACUCAGAAACUUUGUUGAUACUCAUGGUAGUAAAGAUUUUGCAUCCUGUGAUGUGGAGAUGGUGGUCCAAGCGUUAGAUAUGCCAUACCAUUGGCGAAUGGGAAGGCUAGCCACGAGAUGGUACAUAGAUAUGUAUGGAAAGAAACAUAACAAGAACCCUAUGUUACUUGAAUUCUCCAAGCUCGAUUUCAAUAUCGUACAAGCUGUUUAUCAAGAAGAACUCAAAUACGUUUCCAGCUGGUGGAGGGAGACAGGUUUAGCUAAUCAACUUCACUUUUCAAGAGAUAGAAUAGUGGAGAAUUAUUUUUGGACUACUGGACAAAUCCAAGAGCCUCAAUUUGGGAAGGUUAGACGAAUAAUGACCAAAGUAAAUGCACUUCUUACAACUAUCGAUGACAUCUACGAUAUCUAUGGCACUCUUGAAGAACUUCAACUCUUCACUGCCGCCUUUGAAAAUUGGGAUGUGAAUCGUCUUGAUGACCUCCCCGAGUACAUGAGGCUGUGUUUUCUUGUUGUUUACAAUGAAGUAAAUAACAUUGGAUGUGAUAUCCUCAGAAAUAAAGAUAUCAACGUCAUUCCUUUCCUCAAAAAGUCUUGGGCAGAUGUAUGCAAGGCAUAUUUAGUAGAAGCAAUGUGGUACAAAGGAGGGUACAAACCAAAUUUGGAAGAAUACAUGCAAAAUGCUUGGAUUUCAAUCUCGUCCCCAACAAUAUUUGUUCACUUCUACUGUGUAUUCUCCGAGCAACUCUCUGUUCAAGUCUUGGAGACUUUGUCCGAACACCGACAAAACAUCGCCAGAUGCUCUUCCUCUGUGUUCCGUCUAGCCAAUGACCUUGUAACCUCGCCGGAUGAAAUGGCGAGAGGAGAUGUCCUCAAAUCGAUCCAAUGUUACAUGAACGAGACCGGAGUUUCAGAAGAGAAAGCACGCAUGCACGUGCAGAAGAUGAUCAACGACAUGUGGGAUGAAAUGAAUUAUGAGAAAAUAGAAAAUCACUCUUCGCUGAUCCCUCAAGAUUUUGCGGAAACAGUAAUAAAUUUGGCACGUAUGUCGCAAUGCAUGUAUCAAUACGGAGAUGGCCAUGGCUGUCCAGAGAAAUCCAAAGUCAUUGAUCGUGUCAUGUCCUUACUCUUUAGCCCCAUUCCUCUGGAGUAA
This is a messenger RNA of Brassica oleracea var. oleracea, 1782 nucleotides long. Its product is annotated as tricyclene synthase, chloroplastic-like. Gene Ontology annotation, molecular function: magnesium ion binding; terpene synthase activity. Gene Ontology annotation, biological process: diterpenoid biosynthetic process. The record is from RefSeq and is a predicted model, not a curated record. NCBI's taxonomy places the organism in Eukaryota, Viridiplantae, Streptophyta, Magnoliopsida, Brassicales, Brassicaceae. Bases 1 to 1782 code for a protein of 593 amino acids. The transcript is spliced from 7 exons.